UAUCACACUGGUGAUGUUAAGUCACAACAUGAAACUCGUGAUGGCGAUUCAGUUAAAGGACAAUACUCCCUUGUCGAACCAGACGGUUCCAUACGUACCGUAGACUACACUGCCGAUAAACAUAAUGGAUUCAAUGCUGUUGUACACAAGACUGCACCAGUCCAUGAACACGAAGAACACGAACAUCAUUUCUAAGCCUAAACCAUAAUUAGCGAUAAACUUGCAGCAAACAUAUGCCAAUUGUUAACAUUAAUGCUCUCAAUAAUGGUUAAAAACAAAAUUAACUAAAUUAAAGUAUUUCAUCAGAAACGACUAGAAAACACAUCAAAGCUUAUCGAUUCAUUUACUAUACAAAUCAGCCACAAACAUUUCGUCUAAUGUGAAACUAACAAGUCAACAUUGUUUUAAAUUUUCAUUA
Teleopsis dalmanni is the source of this 418-nucleotide messenger RNA. Its product is annotated as cuticle protein 7-like. NCBI's taxonomy places the organism in Eukaryota, Metazoa, Arthropoda, Insecta, Diptera, Diopsidae. The record is from RefSeq and is a predicted model, not a curated record. The annotation marks the transcript as partial. Gene Ontology annotation, cellular component: extracellular matrix. The transcript has 2 exons.